AAAAAGCAGGGAAAUCCACUUCUCGGAUGCUGAUGCUUUCAGCUUUCAGAACAACUGUGGAGUUUUUCGGUUUUUUGCAAAGCUCGAAAUGAUAAAUGAAAAACUUUUCCGCUAUGCUAUAAGAGACAAGUUAGAACCAGAUGAUGCUUUGAUGUAUGAAGAAGAUCUGGACGAUGAAGACUGUGGUGAAGCAGAAUUUGAGGAAACCGUGAAAUUAAAACUGCUACGUAUGAUGGUGCCAUCUUUGACCUCAGCUGUGUAUUUCUUUGUAUUUUUGGGCCUGUGCACAUGGUGGUCCUGUUGCCAAGCAUUUGAUCCGCUGAUGUUCAGCUGUCUGUGUGUAUUAAUGGCUAUAUUCAGUGCGGGGCACUUGAUUGGACUUUAUCUGUACCAGCUGCAGUUCUUUCAGGAGGUUGUUCCACCAAAAGACUUCUAUGCCAGAUUGUUCGGCGUCACUUCUCUUACGCAGACGAACUGCUCAAGCACUUGGAUGAUCAUCAAAAAUCAAGAGUUGCAUUGGUAUCACCACGCUAAUCCAGUCUUACUGCUGGUGAUGUACUACACCCUCGCAACUCUUAUCCGUCUCUGGCUACAAGAGCCCAUUAUGCCUGACGAAGGGAAAUCUGUUAGCAGGGAAGAUGACAAAGAAAUAGCCUGCAGUCCAGUUCCAAUGACAGCGGAGAGACGGCGCAGUCUGUGGUAUGCCAGCCACUAUACAACUGAUGAGAGAAAGCUUCUGUCAGUGACUCAAGAUGAAUACAAGCCAUCGGAUGUGCUGCUGGUAACAGUGAACGGGAACCCUGCUGACUAUCACACCAUCCACCCCGCGCUGCCAUUAGAAAAUGGCCCGGCCAAAGCAGACAUGUACUCAACACCACAGUACAAGUGGGAGCGUUCGGAUGACAUGUCAGAAAAGGAAGAGGAAGAGGAGGAGGAGGAGGAAGAAGAGGAAGAGGAACCUACUCAGGAGGAAAAAGAAAAUGUUAAAUUACAUGCCCUAGUCUCCGUGUUCCAGUUUAUCAUGAAACAAAGUUACAUUUGUGCUCUGAUAGCUAUGAUGGCGUGGAGUAUCACAUAUCACAGCUGGUUGACUUUUGUGUUACUGAUUUGGUCUUGCACAUUGUGGAUGAUCCGGGACCGAAGGAAAUACGCCAUGAUCAGCUCACCAUUCAUGGUUUUCUAUGGAAAUUUACUGCUAACAUUGCAGUAUAUAUGGAGUAUUGAGCUCAAGAAUGAUGAGCUUCCUCAAGUGUCUGGUUUUUUAGAAAGAAAGGAACCUGGGGAGUUGGCAUCAAAGAUUCUUUUCACAAUUACUUUCUGGCUACUGCUUAGGCAACACCUCACUGAACAGAAAGCACUUCGUCUAAAGGAAGCUACUUUAUCUGAGGUCAAAGUUGGAAGUGAAGAAAAUGAAGAAAAAGAACAGACAGAAGCCAAAUAUUACUAUGUAUUUGCAGAAGAGGAGUCGCAAGAGGGAGAAGUGGCAGAAGAACAGGAGGAGGAAAAGGAGGAGGAGGAGGAAGAGGAUGAUGAGGAUGAACAGGAUAUUAUGAAAGUCCUGGGGAAGUUGGUGAUGGCCAUGUUCAUCAAGUACUGGAUUUACGUCUGUGGGGGCAUGUUCUUCUUUGUCAGCUUUGAGGGUAGAAUUGUCAUGUACAAAAUCAUCUAUAUGGUACUGUUCCUCUUCUGUGUGGCCCUCUAUCAGGUGCACUAUGAAUGGUGGAGAAAGAUUUUAAAGUACUUUUGGAUGUCAGUGGUUGUUUACACGAUGUUGGUACUUAUCUUCAUCUAUACGUACCAGUUUGAGUCAUUCCCUGGGUUGUGGAAGAACAUGACAGGCCUGGAUGAAAGCAAACUUGCAGACCUUGGCUUAAAACAGUUUUCUGUGGCUGAGCUGUUCACACGCAUAUUUAUCCCCACCUCCUUCCUCCUGGCAUGUAUCUUACACCUUCACUAUUUCCAUGACCGGUUUCUCCAACUCACCGAUUUAAAAGCUGUAACCAGCAAACAGGACAACACUAUUUACAGCCAUGCCAAAGUCAAUGGCCGUGUCUAUUUAAUAAUUAAUAGACUGGUGCACCAAGAUGGAAGCCUGCCUGACAUAACUAUGAUGAAUUUAACAGCCAGCAGAGAAAAGGAAGAGGAUAAAAUGCUGGAAGAAGCUGGUGAGAAAAGAAUGGAAGAGCCAGAGGGCGAGGGAGGGAAAGGGAGGGUCGAAAAAGGAAAAGAAGAAGAGAAGGAGAAUCAGGACAAAGAAGAAGAAGAUGAUGAUGAUGAAGAAGACAAUGAAUCAGAAGAAGAAGAAACUACAGACUUAAGGAACAAGUGGCAUCUGGUGAUCGACCGCCUUACAGUGCUAUUUUUGAAAUUCCUGGAGUAUUUUCAUAAGAUGCAAGUCUUUGUGUGGUGGCUGUUGGAGCUGCACAUCAUCAAAAUUGUUUCCUCUUACAUCAUCUGGGUCACAGUGAAAGAGGUGUCUCUGUUUAACUUUGUGUUUUUAAUUGCCUGGGCUCUUGCUUUGCCAUAUGCUCAGUUUCGCCCAUUGGCAUCAAGUAUCUGCACUGUUUGGACAUGUGUGAUUAUUGUCUGCAAAAUGUUGUACCAGCUCACAUCUAUUGAUCCCAGCACUUUUUCCAGUAACUGUACGUUGCCAGGAGAGAAUGAAACUAAGGUCAACUUAGAAGAGCUCAAAACCUCAGUCCUCUACAGUGGGCCAGUUGAUCCUGCAGAGUGGGUUGGAUUGAGGAAGUCUUAUCCCCUGCUCGUGUACUUAAGGAAUAACUUACUGAUGCUGGCUAUUCUGGCUUUUGAAGUUACAAUUUACCGUCAUCAAGAGUACUACAGAUGUCGAAAUAACCUUACUGCACCUGUGACUAAAACCAUUUUCCAUGAUAUUACGAGAGCACAUCUGGAUGAUGGACUGGUAAACUGUGUCAAGUAUUUCAUAAACUAUUUCUUCUACAAGUUUGGUUUGGAGACCUGUUUUCUUCUAUCGGUGAAUGUAAUUGGUCAACGAAUGGAUUUUUAUGCCAUGAUUCAUGCCUUCUGGCUGAUUGCUGUAUUGUAUCGACGCAGAAGAAAAGCGAUUGCAGAAAUCUGGCCAAAAUACUGCUGUUUCCUGGCAUGCAUCAUUACAUUCCAGUACUUCCUUUGCAUUGGCAUCCCACCUGCUCCUUGUAAAGACUAUCCAUGGAGGAGUGGUAAUGCCAACUUCAACUCCAAUAUCAUAAAGUGGUUAUACUUUCCAGACUUCAUUGUGAGACCAAACCCUGUCUUCCUUGUCUAUGAUUUCAUGUUGCUGCUGUGUGCAUCCUUACAAAGACAGACGUUUGAGGAUGAAAAUAAAGCUGCAGUACGAAUCAUAGCUGGAGACAAUGUGGAAAUUUGCAUGAAUCUUGACGCAGCAUCUUUUAGCCAGCAUAAUCCUGUUCCCGACUUCAUUCACUGCCGGUAAGAACUGAAUCUUAAACAUUUGGAAAAAACAGCUCUUCCUUUUUGUGAAGUUCUCUACUGUGAAA
Molecule: messenger RNA, 3518 nt
Organism: Apaloderma vittatum (bar-tailed trogon)
Lineage: Eukaryota; Metazoa; Chordata; Aves; Trogoniformes; Trogonidae
Product: piezo-type mechanosensitive ion channel component 2-like
Exons: 22
Biological process (GO): cellular response to mechanical stimulus; detection of mechanical stimulus; regulation of membrane potential
Cellular component (GO): plasma membrane
Molecular function (GO): mechanosensitive monoatomic ion channel activity; monoatomic cation channel activity
Source: RefSeq, a predicted model, not a curated record